Molecule: messenger RNA, 3198 nt
Organism: Acanthosepion pharaonis
Lineage: Eukaryota; Metazoa; Mollusca; Cephalopoda; Sepiida; Sepiidae
Source: the annotation of a GenBank genome assembly
AUGGAUGAUGUGACAAAUGUCUUCACCUGCAGUUCGUCCGUGAGUGAUGAUGACGACCCUAUUAUCUUCGUAUGCAAUGGAGAAGUGAAUACUAACUGUUUAGAUGAUCUGAACGAAGACAGUUGUUUAAAAAAGGGUGCGUUACACGCCUUCUUUUUCUACAAGGACCAUCAACAACCGCGUACAAGUUCGACAAAUCAGUGUCAUGGAGGUGGUCAAUAUACCGGAUUUUUCCAUAAAAAAAGAGACCUUGUUGAUAAUACGGAUGCAGAAGUUGAUAUGGAUCACAGUGGAACGGAUGCUGACACUUUUAUGUCUUUGGAGUCUACAGAAGAAGACAACACCAAUUCUUCUCUUUGGCGAGUCUUGUAUGAUUUUAGGUUCCCUGUUGAUACUGCCCUGACGGAAUACGAGGAACCGCUGUUUUUGAUGACUCGUCAAUGGAUUAACUAUAUCGCCUCUAAUGCCGAACGUCAUGUCAACACGCUCCUUGGACAGUUGAACCCUUUCGAGAGCAGAGAACUUCUUCGACGAAGAAAACAAAUUAAAGUUUUCCUUAAUUUCGUCAACCAACAGAUUAACAACAAUAAUAAUUGUGAUCAUUUCGAAUUUCCGAAAGUUUCUGCUACUCAAUUCAACAAUUCUUGGAGCAGUUCCAUACAGGAGAAAGACGACAAAUCUGCAGUUUUUUUAAAGAACCUCUUAGUAAAUGUGCAGUCUCUUCUUCACAAUGUUGGCUUAUUGUCCGAUUUACCGAAACACUGUAUCCAAAGUGGGGUCAGUCGAUUAGGUAAUAACAGUACGAACAAGCGUUAUCAUUUGUUUCACCUUCAUCUGGACAUUUACUGGUCAGUGCUUGAACUUGUCUUUCUUGUACUCGACAAAUAUCCGAAAUUCGAUGUCAGUAUCAGCGAACUGAUCAAAAGUUUGCAGUGGUUAUCCUCGUCGUUGAAUUGUUUACGGGAGAAGCCGGUUGAUGAUCAAAUUGAACAAGACUUUUUCCAGUUUUUGGCCGAACUUGUAGUCCGUGAUCUGACCACUUUGGCAUGGCAUAGAUUCACUUCUUGUCUGGCCUACAACGAUUUUAACAAGGUGUCUCCAUUUCCUUGCACUUGUGUAAAAGAGAUGUGGAUCAUGCUCAUCCAGGUGAUGAGAUAUCGUCAACGAAACAGAGGAGGUCGAUCAUUUUGGUUUGCGCUAUAUCAGGUACUGAAUGACAUGUUUGAUGAUCCCAUGUUAAAAGACCGACGGGAUGGUUCAAUCCAGGAUCCUGAAAUAAGUUUCCGCUUUUGGAUGAUGUUUUCCCUUGCUCCACUUUACCAGUUUAAUGAUAUUGGAAAGAUUUUGACCAAGACGAAAUAUUUUGAUGCUAACUACGAUGAAAUUAUCAGCUUGGUCAAGAAAGUUGUGUCCAACAAUAACCAGGUGAACGAGGAAGAACUUCGUUACUAUCUGCAAGGAUGCCUACAGGUGUGUCAACUCUGGAAGCCAGACCUCACUUUAGUGAAUAUUCUCUGGAAUUAUUUCUUCCGAAAGCUAAAUAGCUCUUUCAAGGUUACAACUUUGACAGUCACAGGCCUUCAGACCCUUCGUCAUACAGCCAACGGAUUGUUUGAAGACUGUUGUAAUUGGCAAGCGCCAAAUCCAAGCCGAUCUGCUCUAUCUAAGGACAACAGUUUUCAUUUGUUUCUUCGUCUUGUCUGUUCUUUACUGAAGGAAACUAUGAAUGACGAAAAUCAUAGCAGCUGGCGUAACUUACGAGGCCGUUUCCUGUCCAAAUUUCAUCAGCGGGGCAUGCAAGAACUCACAGAAUCUGGUCUCACCUAUUUCACAGAGCUCUUCUUGACUCUUUCUCUCUGCACCCACGACGACCAACUUCUUGAGCAGCUUUGUGAUUUUUAUAACAUGAUUGACUUUUCUGUGACUGACUUCAAACGGCAGGGUGUCAUUUUGAGAGGCAUCUCUGCAGCCAUGUUCAUCUCCAUCAAGUGGAACAGAGAUAUUGAGUUUUUGGCAAAAAGAAUAAUACCAUUGGCUGGGUUGGUUACCAGGAAAUUUGUGUCAUUGGAGACAGAGCCAAAUAAAAGACAGAAGAUGUGGAACCUCCUGGCUGCGUACAUCGAAGAUCUGCAGGAUGUAAUGGAGCACAGCCCAAGUCUCAGCCUCUCCGAGCAUAAAUUGAUUACAAAAGAUCACAGUGCUAUCUUACCAGUUAGCCGUAACUACGAGAUGCGCCGUGUGAUUGUACUGUUUAAUACGAUAAUGACAAAACUGCUUAUGUUGAUAAAAACACAGCGAACUGAGGAAGGCGACAUGUAUAUUCCGAAUGACCAUCAUGAGCAAAUGGCUCAGGCAUUGUGGGUAAAUAUCUUUCCGUUUAUUGAAACACAUGCCAAAACCCAGACUGCUCUACCUGAGGUAGCGGAUCUUGCUACUCAGUUUUUCAUGCUUUCAGUUGCGCUCCCUGACUGGAGUCCUGCUUCAAAUAGCAUCCUCUUGAAAUUUACUUGCGAUCCCUUGGUCAAUAUGAAGGUAACCCUACGUUUCUUUGGUCAUAUCUUGGAUGAUCCAGCGACAAAAGAACAUAUUCUAGAUGAUUCUGCUAAGGCUUUUAAGGAUUCUGUUCAGCUCAAAUUAAUCCAGUGCUGGCUCAACUGCUGGCUUUUGUUAGGAUCAUCAUCAGCAUUUCAAGAACAGUUACGCUCGGUCACACAACAUGUUCUCUGCUUUCCGAGUGUUGCCCGAAUCUUUGGCCCCAUGGAUCCUGAUGCUGAUAUCUCUGAUGCCAUAGUUGAACUAUUCAAGAAAUUUAACAAAAUGCACAAUGAGGCUAAAGACUGGAAGACUAAAAUUGACCUCCGUGAGGAAGCAAAGUUGUAUUUCAGUGAGAUCAGUCGUUACAUCCAGUUGGUAUUAAAAGCCCCUUCCAACUCUGACCAGUUAUGCCACAUCUAUGAUGUCAUUGGUCAUCUGGUCAAGAAUUGUGCUCCUCUCCUCUUCAAUGCUCCUUGUUUGCCAGUGAUAAUCGACAGCCUUGUUUUCCCACAUUCUCUCUUUGUGCCUACAAAACCUCUCAAUCGUCUGGUGCAUACUUACCUCGUUUCCCCCUCAACCCAUCUAUCCCUCAAGAUAUCAGUCACUCGCUCACUUUGGUCAAAACCCAUCCUCUUAUCAAUGUUCUUACAGACCCUUCUCUAA